Desarmillaria tabescens is the source of this 1566-nucleotide messenger RNA. RefSeq lists its product as uncharacterized. The transcript is spliced from 12 exons. NCBI's taxonomy places the organism in Eukaryota, Fungi, Basidiomycota, Agaricomycetes, Agaricales, Physalacriaceae. Bases 1 to 1566 code for a protein of 521 amino acids. The record is from RefSeq and is a predicted model, not a curated record.
AUGGCUUCUGUGCUGCAUGGCAAGGUGAACUUAGAGAAAUUUCGCAUUGGUGGAACUUCUCUUUACGCUCCCCACCACGUAUUAAGUCUCACAAAGAUGCUCUUCCUCCUCUUGGAGAGAAUUUCUUAUUACUACAACUCUGCUGAGAAAUUGAAAGAACUCAGUGCCAACCCUCCCAACUCUACUUGGGACUCUGCCGACACCAAUGCCUGGGUUAUCAAUGCCCAUUCCAGCUGGGGCAAAUAUGACAUUAAACCAAAGGAGAAGACUCCUGCACCUCCUGCUUCAAGACAGGCAACUCCUCAUUGUUCUCCUUCAAAAGAGAAAACUCCAGGCCCUCCUCCAUCUCAGAUUACCAUGCCUGCCUCACCUAUUGCAGAGGCAACAACUUCUAAGGCUUUUGUCACAAUUCCUCCCUUUCCAACACUUGAAGAACAAACAGCUUCUGCCCAAGACCUGUUUGACAUGCCAAUGCCUCCUCCUGCACAUGGAAUAGAAGACCAGGGUGUAGACCCAAUGGGUCCACCUGCUUCCAAUGAUGAGUGUCUUGGUUUAGCUGGUCCUUCUUCAAUGCUGCUUGGGUGGGGAUCCUCUGCUUGGUCUUUGCUGCGGUCUCAACUGAACUCUCCCUUUGGUAGUCCAAACCUUUCAUCAAGUUCCGUGUUCACUUUUCGUUUGCCUCCUGAUUCGCCUUUGCAUUGUUCUGUCAAGCCAUUGCUUGUGAAACAGAGCCUUGCUGCCAUUAAGGCUUCUGGGUCAACGGCCAUCAAUUCCUCCAAUGCCGACAAGACUCCUGUCGACACUUCCUCAACCCACCAGAUUCCUUCUCCAGUAGCUCUGCAACCAGAUAUCGAAGAGGAUACAACUAUCAAUACUGCCAAAAAUCCGCUGCCUAUUCCAGAGGACAAGGAUAUGGAUAUUGAUUCUCCUCCCCCAGCUCGUCACAUUGUCAAGACCUUGAAACCUAUGCCCAAUCCUGUCUUUGAGGACUCGGUCCCUGAUAAUGAUGAUACAAUCGUUAUUGAUUCACCCAGGGGACUUCAUGAGCGCAAGAAGUCCAAGGAUAAUAAACCUUGCCCUCAACCAGUUAUCAAGAUGGGCCCUCCUAAGGGCAAGGACAAGGAUGCUGCAGUUCCUGCUACUAAGAAGCGCAAGAUUACCAUAGUUGAGGACAAGAACAAUGACAAGAAGGACAAAGAGGAAUUUCUGGAGGAGGCUUUGGCAAACUCGUUCCCAAGGGUAUGGAAGAAGUGCGAAUCCUCAUUCUGCAUUGGGCAUGCUUGUGCUCUCAAGGGACUUCAGCAAGGCUUGUGUAUGUUCAAUGGCAAGAAGUUGUUAUGUCCUUAUAUUCUAUAUCGUUCUGAUCCUGUUCAAUACAAUGCCAUUGUUGGCACUCACAACCUCAUCAACCAAUACAUGAAUGCCAUUUAUUGGAUUAUUUGCAACAUCUUCCUGGCAUUGAAUUUACAGGAGCAUGUCAUGGAUGAGGACACUAGAGUUGAGGACAUGGAGGCUGUCAGCAAUGAGGAGAUGGAUGAAAAUGGGGCAGGCCCUUCUACAGCUUAA